Galeopterus variegatus (Sunda flying lemur) is the source of this 2117-nucleotide messenger RNA. It is a transcript of the gene SRSF7, whose product is annotated as serine/arginine-rich splicing factor 7. Gene Ontology annotation, biological process: mRNA splicing, via spliceosome. Gene Ontology annotation, molecular function: zinc ion binding; RNA binding. Bases 127 to 843 code for a protein of 238 amino acids. The record is from RefSeq and is a predicted model, not a curated record. Gene Ontology annotation, cellular component: nuclear speck. Lineage: Eukaryota; Metazoa; Chordata; Mammalia; Dermoptera; Cynocephalidae. The transcript has 8 exons.
CGCGAACCCAGGCUCUUCCUCUUAGUGCCGCCGGGAUCGUUGGCGAGUGAGGUAGUGUGGUAGACUUGUUAUUGUUUGAGCCCUGGGCACUGCGAGCCGGAGAGCAGAACACGCGGGCCGGUCAUCAUGUCGCGUUACGGGCGGUACGGAGGAGAAACCAAGGUGUAUGUUGGUAACCUGGGAACUGGUGCUGGCAAAGGAGAGUUAGAAAGGGCUUUCAGUUAUUAUGGUCCUUUAAGAACUGUAUGGAUUGCCAGAAAUCCUCCAGGAUUUGCCUUUGUGGAAUUUGAAGAUCCUAGAGAUGCAGAAGAUGCAGUACGAGGACUCGAUGGGAAGGUGAUUUGUGGUUCCAGAGUGAGGGUUGAACUAUCAACAGGCAUGCCUCGGAGAUCUCGUUUUGAUAGGCCACCUGCCCGACGUCCCUUUGAUCCCAAUGAUAGAUGCUAUGAGUGUGGCGAAAAGGGACAUUAUGCUUAUGAUUGUCAUCGCUAUAGCCGGCGAAGAAGAAGCAGGUCACGGUCUAGAUCACAUUCGCGGUCCAGGGGAAGGCGAUACUCUCGCUCACGCAGCAGGAGCAGGGGCCGGAGGUCAAGAUCAGCAUCUCCUCGACGAUCAAGAUCUGUGUCUCUUCGUAGAUCAAGAUCAGCUUCACUCAGAAGAUCUAGGUCUGGUUCUAUAAAAGGAUCGAGGUAUUUCCAAUCCCGGUCGAGGUCAAGAUCAAGAUCCAGAUCUCUUUCACGACCAAGAAGCAGCCGAUCAAAGUCCAGAUCUCCAUCUCCAAAAAGAAGUCGUUCCCCAUCAGGAAGUCCACGCAGAAGUGCAAGUCCUGAAAGAAUGGACUGAAGUUCCUCAAGUUCACCCUUUAGGGGAAAGUUAUUUUGUUUACAUUAUUAUAAGGGAUUUGUGAUGUCUGUAAAGUGUAACCUAGGAAGGAUAUUUCUCAACCAUCUAAUCAAAAUGAGUCUGGAUUAUUACUCUGUAAAUUCACAGCAGUAAGAUAAUAUAAAUUUUUGUUGAAUGUAUUAACAUCCUAUGGUCUGAAAAUGUGGGUUUUUAUUUGGCACAUUUAAAUAAAAUGUUUCUAACUAGAUUUCUGAUUUGUGUUCAAUGUUAACAUUUCUCAAUUUGGUAAACUUCAGGAGUCAAACUUGGUAAUUGUUACUAACCAUAUUUAUGCAGACUGUUUACAGUCAAAGUUUAAUGGUAUUAGUUAAGUCUUGAACAUCAUUAAUUGUUCUACACAUAACACUUGGACAGGAUCUUAAGGGACUUUGAGGAUUCCAUUUUACCCUUCUGGCUUUGGAUAACAUGUUCUUGAGUCCUCCAUAGUAGCAUGAAUGCGUCAUGAUAAAUCUCUAAAUUAAAAGUUGGUGUUAUUAGAUAUUAUCAAAUUAAAGAUGUCAAUCUGCAGGCUAGAGGGACCACUUUAUUGCCCUAUAAGUGUGCAACACAGGAACUAAGCAAAGCUUAUUAAAGUAAGUGUGGUAUAAGAAGUAGGAAGAAAUUGAUUUUUGGAGGCUGAGUGCAGUAACUAAUUGAAAUAUAAUAACUAAUUGAAGUGGGAUAGGGUCAAUUUAGAACUCCCAUUUUGGGAGGUUCUACUCAAUGUUCUUUUGUGUCUUUGCUUUCAACAUUAGUUGUCCAAUUUUAUAUAGAAAAAAAAUGCAUGUUUGACAUAUUGUCUGAAUUUGGGACAGAACAUCUUCAUGUAAACCAGCUUUGCAAAAUUUUCCAACCUAGAUCCCUCUCCUCUUGGAUCUUCUCUCCUUCCAAUGGAUUGCCCUAUACUGAGCUAAGACCUAUUAAUUUUGAAGCUAGGUUUUGCAGUUUCCGAUCAUCAACAUUCUUUUAUUUUGCCAGGCUGGUGCAAAGUAAUAAAAGAUGUCAAUCAGAAAUGUUAACAAGACUAAAGCAGUUUUGUAUAUCAUCUAUAUUUAGCAACAACUUAUGUAGCUACAUUUUUUUGGUAGUAUCUGAUAGCACUUAGAAUGUUAUAGCCGGUAGGUUUUUUAUUCAGACUUUAAAUAUCUUAAGUAUGGUAGGGCAGUAACAGUUUUGAGUUUUCUGGUCAAGCUUUUACCAGGUAUUCUCUAGCCUUGGUGCAAAAAAAAAGAAAA